Blepharisma stoltei is the source of this 2988-nucleotide messenger RNA. The record is from the annotation of a GenBank genome assembly. Lineage: Eukaryota; Ciliophora; Heterotrichea; Heterotrichida; Blepharismidae.
AUGGACUGACUUCAUGAUGGAAUCAGGCUAUUUUGUAAUAGUAGCCCAACUGAGCCAGUAUGAAAAUCAAUUGCAGAUUCUAUAAACGUAAACAAUCCCCGCAAUGAUUUCGAAAUGAUUGACGACUUUCUUUGCAAUAAAACUUAUUUAGCUGGAGAAGCUAUCUCUUCAAAUGACUUUUAUGUUUGCUAUAAAUUGAAACAGAUUCCAAAAUUUUCUAUGCCAAGCAUCUAUAGCUAUUUGAUUAUUAAUGGCCAAUUAUUCCUAUUUUAAAAAUAAUAGCAUUUUAAAUCCGCUAAAUAUUUCAUCAGAUCUCAUAUCUUGAGUAUAAAAUAUUAUCAAGCCCCAAUAGGCCUUUUCAUUUAUGUCGAUGGUUUAGCCAAGUUAACUCAGUUUUCCCAGAUGACUCUUUCAGUUACUUUGUGAAACAGAGGCAAAGAAUUUCUAAAUUGUUGAUUGAAGCACUAAAAGAAAAUGAUAUGAAGAAAUUUUUCAUGCACUUAGAAAUGCUAAAACAAAAUGAGCAAUUCAUUGGAGUCCUAGGGAUCAAGCCUAUCCAUAUAGCUUGUGAGCAAGAAAAUUUAGCAGCCUUAGUCAUGUUAGUAGAAAAAGGGGUUAGUAUUGAGCUAGAAGAUGACGAAGGAUUAACGCCUAUAUUUUACACACUUAGAGGCCGCAAUCUUGAUAUUUUUAACUAUUUAAUUUCAAUUGGAGCAAAUAUCCAUCAUAAAGACAAACAAAAUCGAAGUCUCUUUUAUUUUGCUGUCAGCUCUAUGAAAUUCAGCUUUGUAAAAAUAUUGCUUGAUUUAGGCUGCAAUGUAAAUAGCUCUACUACCCUAGGAAGCACACCACUAACACCUCCAUUAGAGGUUUAAUUGUUUUUCUCAAUUUAUAUUAUAAAUAUCUUUAUUGAAAAUUUGAAAGUAAAAAAUAGUUUAAUUACAUUUUAGAAUAAAAGCUAAUUAAUUGAAUAGAGUUAGCUAUAGAUUUCAUUUUAAUAAUCAGUAUAAAUAUAUCAAAAUUCGCUUAUAAAAAUUAUUUUGCUUGCUCACGAAGGGUUAUUUUGCCACAAAAAGAAAUUUUCCAAUGAUUUACUUACUUAGAGAGGGAUUAAGCAAAGCUGCAUGGAAUGGGGAUACUAAAAUAGUUGAAUUGCUGCUAAGUGUGAAAGGGAUUGAAAUUGAUAAGCCAGAUUCAAGGUUAAGAACUCCGCUUCACAACGCAGUUUGAGGAUGCGCAAGCCGAAGACCAGGCACUCUCAGCUUAGCGGAUAGCUCUGAAUGUGCAAAACUUUUAAUUGAUGCAGGAGCUAGCAUAGAAGCUCUUGAUGAUACUGGAAAUAACCCUUUAUGCAUUGCUGCUUACUCUUGUGCGAUAAAUUCAUUGGAGCUUUUGCUUGAGUAUAAUGCAAAUAAAUAUCACUUCGGAAAAGACGGAUAUACACCUCUCCAUCAAGCUUUAAUAAGAAGCCAUUUGAAUUGUGCAAGCAUACUAAUCCAGAAUGGAAUAGAUCCGAAUUUAAGCUGCAAAGAUGGAAGGAGUUGUCUUCAAGUAGCCAUUGCUCAUGAGCAAGAAAGAUCUGUUAUUUUUCUGCUUGACUUAGAAGAAGUUCAGCGAUCACAUAUUGAUGUUAUUUUCUGUAUAAGGCAUGGAUCUUCCAAAAUUCUUGAAUUACUAAUAAAUAGGAUUGGAACUCCAGAUGAUUUUUUUGAAAAAUGUAUAACAGAAGGAAAUGAUGACUGCGCAUUAUGAGCAGUGAGGAACAAAAGUUCUUUAAGUUAUCAUGAAUUUAAGUCAGUGGUAAUGAGAAGCAAAGCGUUUUCAGAAAUUGCUCUUCCAAGAUGAGUAGGAAAUAUUAAACAUGAAAUACUUGAAAAGUUGCUUGAUUAUGACUUAGAUAUAGAAAAAAUUUAUCAAAUAGUCAAGCCAACAAGAAAAACGCUUCAAAUUGCGAUAAAUAAAGGCAAGGAAGAACUGGCAAUGCACAUUUUGUCAUGCAUCCCUGAUCUAUAUAUUGAAAAAGAUUCAAAAUCAGGAAGGACAGCUUUGCAUUUUGCUGCAGAGAAAGGGCUAUGCAAUCUUGCUUCACACCUUGUAGGGCUAUCAAAUAAUCCCUCAGAAUAUAUCAAUUUGCAAGAUUCUCAAGGACUGAGCUCUAUUAUAAUUGCCGAGCAUCAUGGGUAUUGAUAUUUAUCCGCAUUUCUCAAAGAUUUUCAUAGCCAAAGCUCGAAUAAUAAAAUUGUGAGUUACAUCACUCAAAUCGAGUAUGAAGAGGUUUAUGAUCAAAUCCCAACCUAUCCGACCCCUUUAUCUGAAAUGAAAACAGCCUUUUAUGAAAUAAACAUAAAAUUGAGAGAAUUAAACGAAACAGAGCUCAUAUGGGUUGAUAACCAAAUAGCAUUCGAAGAAAUGGCUUCGUAUUUCAAUAAUAUAUCAGUGAUUGGCGUCGAUCUGGAAUAUUAUUCUUUUGAGCCUCGUAAAGGAUGCAUUUCAUUAAUCCAGCUGUCAAGUGGAGAGAGGGAUUUUGUGAUUGAUCCGUUUGUUAAUAGAAGUAAAAUAGCAGCAUUUAUGAAGGAGUUGAUGAUAGAUUCAACUAAAACCAAAGCCCUUCAUGGCGCAGACUCUGAUCUUUUGUGAUUGCAAAAUGACUUCUUAGCCUAUUCAGCUAACAUUUUUGAUACUGCUAGAGCUAGCAAGCUGAUAACUGGAGAAAACGACUGUCCUUCAUUAGCUUCAUUGAUAUAUGAAUACUUAGGUCUAAAAAUCGAUAAAUCUUUCCAAGUGUCAGAUUGAAGAAUCAGACCUUUACCUUCUCCAAUGCUAAAUUAUGCACGAAUUGACGCUCAUUAUCUGCCCUAUCUCUACAAUAGGCUAAAACCUCUGCUAAAUCCUCAAAAUCUCGAAGAAUUUUUUUCCAUAUUAAAUUCAAUGUGCCAUAAAAACCCUACAGGCAAACUUAUAAGAUUAAAAAUCUUAAAUUGUGGAUAA